Messenger RNA from Saimiri boliviensis boliviensis (Bolivian squirrel monkey), 1073 nucleotides. RefSeq names its product SH2 domain containing 6 (gene SH2D6). The record is from RefSeq and is a predicted model, not a curated record. Gene Ontology annotation, biological process: intracellular signal transduction; cell surface receptor protein tyrosine kinase signaling pathway. NCBI's taxonomy places the organism in Eukaryota, Metazoa, Chordata, Mammalia, Primates, Cebidae. Gene Ontology annotation, cellular component: cytoplasm.
GCCAUGGACAAGCUCAGUGGCAGCAGGUCCGAGCUGGGGCCACCGCUUCCACCCCCCAGAUGUGUGGACUCCCCAGGUUGGAGAGAAGAUGCCCCCAGCCCAUCCUUUCUGCCUGCCCCAGGGACCUGGAGACACAAGGCCCAGGAGGAGGACGAGGAGGAAAAUAAGUAUGAGCUUCCCCCCUGUGAGGCUCUGCCCCUCAGUCUAGCCCCUGCCCACCUUCCUGGCACUGAGGAGGACUCCUUGUACCUGGAUCACUCUGGCCCCCUGGGUCCAUCCAAGCCACCCCUGCGUCAGCCCACCAUGCUGAAGGAAGGAGUGAGCCUGCCGGUGACCGGGAAGCAGGCACCUGUCUUCGGAAGGCGAGAGCAGGGUGCAUCAUCCAGAAUGGUACCAGACCUUCCAAAAAAACCUGAUGAGAACCUCUACUUGGAAUGUGAGCCUGAUCCAGUCCUGGCUUUGACUCAGACUCUCAGCCCCCAAGUCCUGAUGCCUUCAGGGCUUCUGCCCAGGGCAUCGGUGGUGCCCAGGCCCACAGCCCCCCAGGAAACUUGGAAUGGCGCAGCGGAUGCCACCUCUAAAGGAAGGAAAUUGUCUCUUCCCUCUGUAGCCGCCGCUGGGAGCGCCUCAGCUGUUGAGGAUGGCGACCUGCUGGCUCAGCCUUGGUACUCAGGGAACUGUGACCGCCAUGCUGUUGAGAGUGCCCUGCUCUGCUUACAAAAGGACGGGGCCUACACCGUGCGCCCCAGCUCGGGGCCUCAUGGCUCCCAGCCCUUCACUCUGGCAGUGCUUCUCCGAGGCCGGGUCUUCAACAUUCCCAUCCGGCGGCUGGAUGGCGGGCACCACUAUGCCCUGGGCCGGGAGGGCAGGAACCAUGAGGAGCUCUUCCCCUCCGUGGCCGCCAUGGUCCGGCACUUCACGAGGCACCCCCUGCCCCUUGUGGACAGACAUAGCGGCAGCCGGGAACUCACCUGCCUGCGCUUCCCCACCAAGCCCUGAGGCCACAGCAAGGGCUGACACCUCUUCCUGGCCUCCAGGAAUGCAGGUAUCCACCCAACUCACUAAGUCCUGGA